Molecule: messenger RNA, 276 nt
Organism: Clunio marinus
Lineage: Eukaryota; Metazoa; Arthropoda; Insecta; Diptera; Chironomidae
Source: the annotation of a GenBank genome assembly
AUGGACGAGAAAGCCGUAGAGUUAUUGCUUCUGUGUCGUGUUCCGGUGAUUAGUGAUGAUGCCAAGUGGAGAUUAAAUUUAAUAUUGUCAUCUUGGCAUUGCUUGAAGGAAAAUAUUGCCAAUAAAAAUAUUCAAAUGGAACACAAAACUUUGCCUCUGCUGACCGUGAAAAAUUGGGCAACAUUCCAUGUUACAACCCUCAUAGUUAAACAACCCUUUCAGUUUGAAAUUUAUGAGGAAAAGGAAUUUAAUUUCUCGCCUCUCUUCAAUCAUUAA